This is a messenger RNA of Coccidioides posadasii C735 delta SOWgp, 2013 nucleotides long. RefSeq lists its product as uncharacterized. Gene Ontology annotation, molecular function: IMP dehydrogenase activity. Lineage: Eukaryota; Fungi; Ascomycota; Eurotiomycetes; Onygenales; Onygenaceae. Gene Ontology annotation, cellular component: cytoplasm. The record is from RefSeq and is a predicted model, not a curated record. Gene Ontology annotation, biological process: GTP biosynthetic process.
CCGCUUUCUCCCCGUCAGCAGAACGUUUCAUUUUGUUGACGGUAUUCUCUUUUGAUCCAUCUUUUUGUUCUCCCGCCGUCGCCGGCAAAAAGACCGUAUAAUUUCUCCCAUUUUCCUUCGUCAUGCCUAUCUCCAAUGGAGACGCCUCUGGCAGCGCCGUCCAGCGCCUGGGCGGGAAGGUAGAAUUUCCCGACUAUACCAAGGCCCUGGAGGUCUUGAAGACCGAUUACCAGAACCGCGAUGGCCUGGAUAUUAAGGAUUUGCUUGAUUCCAACAAGCGUGGAGCUCUCACCUACAACGAUUUUCUGGUCCUCCCUGGCUACAUUGGCUUUCCCGCCUCUGAUGUUAACCUGGAAUCACCUGUCACAAAGCGCAUCUCCCUGAAGGCCCCAUUGCUCUCCUCUCCAAUGGACACCGUCACCGAGCACUCCAUGGCAAUCCAUAUGGCUCUCCUCGGUGGUCUUGGUGUCAUCCACCACAACUGCUCUGCCGAUGAUCAGGCUGAGAUGGUCAGAAAGGUUAAACGCUUUGAAAACGGCUUCAUCCUGGACCCUGUUGUCAUCUCUCCAAAGACAACAGUCGCUGAAGCCAAGGAAUUGAAGGCACAGUGGGGUUUCGGGGGAUUCCCAGUCACCGAAAAUGGUACCCUUCGAUCCAAGUUGGUUGGCAUUGUCACCUCCAGAGAUAUCCAAUUCCACCCUGAUUUGGAUGAGCCUGUCACUGCCGUCAUGUCCACCGAUCUCGUGACCGCUCCGGCUGGCACAACCCUAGCAGAAGCGAAUGAGGUGCUUCGACGCUCAAAGAAAGGCAAAUUGCCCAUUGUUGAUACAGAUGGAAACCUCGUCUCCCUUCUCUCCCGGACUGAUCUUAUGAAAAAUUUGCACUAUCCAUUGUCAUCUAAGUUACCCCACUCAAAACAACUAAUCGCUGCUGCCGCCAUUGGUACUCGCCCCGAGGACAAGGACAGACUAAAGAAACUCGUUGAUGCCGGCUUGGACAUCGUUGUUCUGGACAGCAGUCAGGGAAAUAGCAUGUACCAGAUUGAAAUGAUCAAAUAUAUCAAGCAAACCUUCCCCGAAAUUGAUGUUAUCGGUGGAAACGUCGUCACCAGAGAACAGGCCGCUGCCUUGAUUGCCGCUGGCGUCGACGGAUUGAGAAUCGGAAUGGGCAGUGGCAGCGCCUGCAUCACCCAGGAGGUUAUGGCCGUGGGACGUCCACAGGCCGCUGCAGUCUAUAAUGUUACUCAAUUUGCCGCCCGCUUUGGUGUCCCCUGUAUUGCGGAUGGUGGUAUCCAGAAUGUUGGCCAUAUCGUCAAGGGUCUUGCCUUGGGAGCCACUACUGUCAUGAUGGGAGGCCUCCUUGCCGGUACCACCGAGUCCCCUGGAGAAUACUUCGUCAGCCGAGAGGGUCAGCUGGUAAAAGCCUACCGUGGUAUGGGUAGCAUCGAUGCCAUGGAGGAGAAGAAAGCCGGAGGAGGUGCCAAAGGCCAAGCUUCAAACACUGCCGGAACAGCCAGAUAUUUCUCCGAAGGCGACCGCCUUCUGGUUGCUCAAGGAGUUUCUGGUUCCGUUCUUGACCGUGGUUCAAUCACUAAAUUCGUUCCUUACCUUAUUGCUGGUAUCCAGCAUUCCUUCCAGGACAUUGGUGUCAAGAGCCUCCAAGAACUGCAUGAUGGUGUUAAUAAGGGAACCGUCAGAUUUGAAGUUCGCACCGCAAGCGCUCAGGCUGAGGGUAAUGUUCACGGCCUCCACAGCUACGACAAGAAGCUCUAUUCUUAAUUGCUGGUACUGAAUUUAGAUAUUAAGUUUUGGUAUUUUAUACUCCAAGGACAUCUUUUUAAUGGUUAUUCUCGGAGGGUUGUGGCGUUUGCUGCAAGCUAUUUUGAAGGCCAGGAGUUUUCAAGGGUUGGGGAUGUGAAGGAUUAUGAACGUUGGCUUCCUGCCAGCGGUACAGAUAAAAGUCUUACUACAGGAUAACUAAACAUUAGUGUGAAUGAGAGGAAUUGUCUCCUGC